Molecule: messenger RNA, 2932 nt
Organism: Astyanax mexicanus (Mexican tetra)
Lineage: Eukaryota; Metazoa; Chordata; Actinopteri; Characiformes; Acestrorhamphidae
Gene: fam117ab
Product: family with sequence similarity 117 member Ab
Exons: 8
Coding region: 425-1591 (388 amino acids)
Source: RefSeq, a predicted model, not a curated record
AGUGUAGGUACUGAAAAUGCGACAGAAACACGGAAAGAGUCUCCGCUGCUGAAAUAGUCAUUUUUUGGGGGCGUUUAAUUCAAGCUUUAAGACUUUAUACCACGCUGAGGUGCUUUAUCAAUGUUGUAGAACAGGUAGAAAGGUUCAGCAUUUUGUUUUGGAUGGAAAAGUUUGGAGAACUAGGUUAGGUUAAGAGAAUGAAUUAACUUAAAUUCAGGCACCACAAAAGACAGCCAGGCUUGUUAAACUCCAGCUGGUCGAGCUUUGUUGAGCGCUGAUAACUUAAGUGCACUUGUAGAAAACUUGCACUUUAUUACACUUUAAACGUUUUCAGCUCUUUUUCAGACGUUUUUGUUCGUCCACACGUUGGUAACUACAGUGGUUGUUAGCUAGGCUAGGUUACCUGGCUCGCGUGGUGAGGACGAUGCCUAGUAACGGUGGUCGCGAGGACGGCGGACCCGCACUGCCGUCCCUGAGAGCGGCCGGUCCGGCAGAGCCGCGGAGGAGGAACCGGCUAGAGCCUAGAAGCGGAGCUUCAGAUGAUAAGAAUAAAGCUAGAGUGCAACACCAGACACGGACGGAGAUCCGAAGAACACUUUCUUUAGAUGCCAUUUUGGCACCAUACUUGCAAGGCCAGUGGCCCAGGGAGGGGGAAAGACGGGGACAAAGUGGACAUCGCAAAAAUGACAAAUUCUCACAGCCUUCAAACUGGAGGCCGGACAAAGCCGAGAGAAGCAGCACUGGAAGUCAUAAGCGUUCGGCAUCAUUGGGAAAUGGAGACCAUUUACGAGAUAUUGCCAAACUGAAGCAGCAGCUGCAGGCAGCUGGGCCUAUAAACGGAAUAUAUGUUCGUGAGAGACACCACCACCCUAUGUGGGUUUGUGCACAGUCACAGCCUGUACCCAUCCCUCUGUCAUCUUUGACCAAUCUACCCUCUACUAUGCGGCGAAGUGAGGAGAGACUAGACCAGGAGCUGGAGAGAGCCUUCACACACCAGUCACCCAUCCAGCUGAGCAGGCUGCUAGAGAUCCCUGACGGCCACAGAGCUCCUGUCCCCUCGCUCAGCUCUAACAGCAGCUCUCGGUGCGAGUCCUCCUUCACCACGCAUCCAACAUCGCAGUCACCCUCUUCUUCCAGUGCCUCUCCACACAGCCUAACAGAGUUGGACACUGAUUUUUCUGCUGCUGCUCAGUCUUGCCCCUCCCCUCUGCUGAGCAGUGAAGCUGAUGCUGCUCUUCUGUCCUGCUCACCUCGUCCCAACAAAAGUUACUGCUUUCAGAGAGAGCCGCCGGAAGGCUGCGAGAGAGUCCGAGUGUGUGAAGAGAAUAUCUCUCUGUAUAAGAACCAGCCAAAUCUCUUGUCCUGCCCUGAUCCUAACAAGGUGAACUUCACUCCCUAUGGGGGCUCCGCCUUUUGUCCAGUCAGUCUACUGAAGCCUCUCUUGCCCUCUGUGGACUUCCUGUUUCGGAGCUUGUCAGUUUCUCCUGGGACCUGCUGGGCAGGUCAUGGUGGGGCCUGUCAGCCUCAGAGUCCAGCAGUAACAAAGACUGGGUACAUGGGCUCUCUAGAGACAGCAACCACUGCAAUGUGAGUGUUAGUGAAUGAAAAGUGCAGACAUAUAUUUUUUUUAACUUUUCAAAAACUCGACCAACAGCCUUAUUUCUUUUGCCUCCCAGAGUUCAGUGAUGAGGAGAGAAAAGGGUGUUUGGUGUUCAUGUAUUUAUUUUUUUGACCAAUGAAGCAAUAAAGAGCUUUACCUCAUUUAUGCUCUUUCAUGAAGAUGAUUAGAUUGUCUGUAAGCGAUUGGUGAAAUCCUGAGGGUUCUGCCCUGAGUUGAUCGUCAUGCUUGUCUUCUGCUUGCCACGCACAAGGUAUGUGUUUUGCUUAUGAUUUUGGAAUGGACAGGUGACCGUGCACUUUUAGCAGAAGAGGCCCUUUCUCUUUUGUGGAACCUGAGGAAAGUUGUUCAGUUUAAGCAACAUUGGAACAGGGUGAAAUUUUAACGUUCAAUGAGUGGAAUUUUGAGUUGUGGUGCACCGGAUGUCACAACUGUAGCAACAUUGUCGUUUAAAAAAACAGUCAAGUCUUCUGAUAAAUAUUCACUGUUUAAGUGUUUUUUUUUUCUAAAACAUUUCAGCUUAAGCUCAAUAAGUUAUUAAUCAAAUUAGUCAACAAACAAGGUGUGUGUGUGAUAUUUUGUGUAUGAUAUUUAAUUAUAAAUUAAGGUGAAACUGUUUUAGUAUUCUGAAAGAGGAUAUUUAUUAGGGACAUUCAUGACCAGUAAAUACAAAAAUGUGUCUAAUGGGUAAAAAAAAAAACAAUUAAAAAGAUUUGUAAGUAGGCUUCAUGAUUUUCAAAUUAGUUUCAUUAAGAAUUGCAGAUUGAAAUGGAACGGAGGAGAACUUUGUCUGAAUGCCUUCCUUAUUUUGUUAAACAACCUUUCUUUAAAAGCAAUGACCAUUUAUUGUUAAGGUACUGAAUUUUGUAAAUAUUUUCCUAGCUUCUGUGUCCUUGUAGCUUCUGUUUCCUUGAUUGUUGCUACAGACAGGCUAGAAUGUCCUUGUUUUCACCUUUUGUUAAUGUUUUUUUGCACAGCAUACGUCAAGUAUGCCAAUCCUUUUAUACUCACUUGAACAUGUUUUGUAUUCUUACUUGAACAUAGUUACUACAAAGCAGCUGUGCUGGAUUUUACGCUGUUAGCCUCAUAAGCUAUAAAAUGUGAGCGGUGAUGGAUAAUUUAAGUUCACAACAUUUAAGAAUCUUGCACUUGAGACUUUUUGCGUGUGUUUUACAAUGAAACGCAAUUAUCUGUUAAGUUUUGUUCAUUUAAAUGUUUCUCCAUGGACUUGGCUGCUUGUUACCUUGUAAUUUGGUGAGAGGAGGUUUGUUCAAGUUCAGAAACUUACUUGUUUUAAUAAAAGUGUUUAAAAUA